AUGGACGAGCUGAUCGCUGGGCUCAGCAGCACGGGUAUUGGCUGUUCAAUCGGGGGUACCAUGUUGAAUAACAUAAGCUACGCGGACGAUAUGGUGCUGCUGUGCCCGUCGAUCAGUGCGCUCGUGAAACUACUGAGGGUCUGUGAGGAGUACGCGGUGGCCCAUGGCCUAAGGUACAAUACGAGUAAGAGCGAGUUACUAGUAUUUAAGGCUGGUAACAAAACCCUCGUCUCUGUCCCUCCAGUACAUCUAUGUGGAUCUCCUCUUAAUAGAGUGACUCGUUUUAAAUACCUUGGGCAUUGGGUCACCGAGUGUCUCCGUGAUGAUAUGGACAUGGAGAGGGAGCGCAGGGCGUUGGCCGUGCGCUUAUGCAAACGCGCGACUGCAUCGAAGUGUAUGCAGUCGGGCGCUUGCAUCGCUGCUUAA
This is a messenger RNA of Hyposmocoma kahamanoa, 426 nucleotides long. RefSeq lists its product as uncharacterized. The record is from RefSeq and is a predicted model, not a curated record. Bases 1 to 426 code for a protein of 141 amino acids. The transcript has 2 exons. Lineage: Eukaryota; Metazoa; Arthropoda; Insecta; Lepidoptera; Cosmopterigidae.